AACCUUCAUUCACACAACUCAAACCUAACCAAAUAAUACUUGUCAAGACCAAAUAAAAAUGCAUUUCUCUUCCUCCUUCGAUUCGACAACCCUAAUAAAACUGGGAGCUCUUUUUCUUUUUCUUCAAGUAUCAUUGUCUCAUGCUCAAUUAAGCCCUUCCUUUUAUGACAAAACAUGUCCACAAGUAGUUGACAUUGUAACCAAUACCAUUGUGAAUGCGCUAAGAUCAGAUCCUCGCAUCGCAGCGAGCAUCCUUCGUCUUCACUUCCACGACUGCUUUGUUAAUGGAUGUGAUGCAUCGAUAUUGUUAGACAAUACAACAUCGUUUAGGACGGAGAAAGAUGCGUUUGGGAACGCAAAUUCAGCUCGUGGGUUCGAUGUGAUCGAUAGAAUGAAGGCUGCCGUGGAGAAAGCAUGUCCUAAAACCGUUUCAUGUGCUGAUUUGCUCACUAUCGCGGCUCAACAGUCUGUCGUUUUGGCAGGAGGUCCCUCAUGGAAGGUUGCAAGUGGAAGAAGAGAUAGCUUAAGAGGGUUUAUGGAUCUUGCUAAUACAAACCUUCCAGCUCCAUUCUUUAAUCUAAAACAACUUAAGGAUAGCUUCAAAAAUGUUGGACUGGAUCGUCCUUCUGAUCUGGUAGCUCUCUCCGGUGGUCACACUUUUGGGAAAAACCAAUGUCGGUUCAUAAUGGACCGCCUAUACAACUUCAGUGGUUCCGGUUCACCUGAUCCAACCCUUGAUAAAUCAUACCUCAGUACGCUCAGGAAGCAAUGUCCUCGCAAUGGAAACCAAAGUAUCCUGGUGGAUUUCGAUUUACGUACUCCGACACUCUUUGAUAACAAAUACUAUGUUAAUCUUAAAGAAAACAAGGGUCUUAUCCAAAGCGACCAAGAGUUGUUCUCUAGUCCUGAUGCUUCAGACACUAUCCCCUUAGUCCGAGCAUAUUCCGAUGGUCAAGAUAAAUUUUUCAAUGCCUUCACGGAGGCAAUGAAAAGGAUGGGAAACCUUUCACCUUUAACAGGGAAACAGGGAGAAAUUAGACUGAACUGUAGGGUGGUGAAUUCCAAAUCCAAGAUCAUGGAUAUGGUAGAUGAUAAUGACUUUGUCAGCUCGAUUUGAGGAACUAUGUAUUUCUCUCUAUUAAUAAGUGAUAAAUGUUAUCGAGAUGUAACGUUUGAGAUUUAUGAUAAACUUCUUUAAAUCUCGCUUAAA
Messenger RNA from Raphanus sativus (radish), 1210 nucleotides. Its product is annotated as peroxidase 37. The record is from RefSeq and is a predicted model, not a curated record. Gene Ontology annotation, biological process: response to oxidative stress; hydrogen peroxide catabolic process. NCBI's taxonomy places the organism in Eukaryota, Viridiplantae, Streptophyta, Magnoliopsida, Brassicales, Brassicaceae. Gene Ontology annotation, molecular function: heme binding; peroxidase activity. The transcript has 4 exons. The coding region runs from base 59 to 1117 and encodes 352 amino acids.